AUGUUUGUAGAGAAAGCCAUAUUUUCUAGCAGUGAUGAUACUUUCAUGUGCUCCACUGAUUUGUCUGGAAGAGAAACCCUUAUGCGCACUACAGGUGGUAUGAGGGUGAUGGCUGAUCGGGAUGAGUCUUCACCAUAUGCGGCCAUGCUUGCUGCACAGGACGUGUCUCAGAGAUGCAAGGAACUUGGAAUUACUGCUCUUCAUAUUAAGCUCCGUGCCACUGGAGGCAACAAAACCAAGACUCCUGGUCCAGGCACUCACUCUGCAUUACGGGCCCUUGCUCGAUCUGGAAUGAGGAUUGGCCAGAUUGAUAAAGAUGUGACUCCAAUUUCCACUGACAGCACCAGAAGAAAGGGUGGUAGAAGAGGUAGAAAACUGUAA
Molecule: messenger RNA, 381 nt
Organism: Pyrus x bretschneideri (Chinese white pear)
Lineage: Eukaryota; Viridiplantae; Streptophyta; Magnoliopsida; Rosales; Rosaceae
Product: 40S ribosomal protein S14-like
Exons: 5
Coding region: 1-381 (126 amino acids)
Biological process (GO): maturation of SSU-rRNA from tricistronic rRNA transcript (SSU-rRNA, 5.8S rRNA, LSU-rRNA); translation; ribosomal small subunit assembly
Cellular component (GO): ribosome; cytosolic small ribosomal subunit
Molecular function (GO): structural constituent of ribosome; mRNA 5'-UTR binding; small ribosomal subunit rRNA binding
Source: RefSeq, a predicted model, not a curated record